This is a messenger RNA of Halichondria panicea, 1103 nucleotides long. RefSeq lists its product as uncharacterized. The transcript has 4 exons. The coding region runs from base 108 to 965 and encodes 285 amino acids. Lineage: Eukaryota; Metazoa; Porifera; Demospongiae; Suberitida; Halichondriidae. The record is from RefSeq and is a predicted model, not a curated record.
CCCCCACAUCCGCAACAGCUUUUUGUAAGAGCUAGAGCCUGCCGCAAAGGAAAAGAUUUGCAAACUGGCAAAGAGGAUACAUUAAUAACAGAUCGUCCAUAAAGAACAUGACACCAACACCAAUGAUGAUUAGGUCAGUGCUGCUUUUAGGAGUUUGUACAUGUUUGAUUGUGAAUGUGUCCAGUCAGACGAUGCUUAGGUCUUCUCUGCAAUCAACCAACCAAACUUAUGUUUGUCCUCAUGAGAUUGUUAUUUAUGUCUGCAGUGGAGUUGGAGAUGUUAUCGACCUGUAUGCACCACCACAUGUUCCAUCGGACCUCCCUUUGUCAUAUGUGCGUGGAUUUGACACUCCGGGGACUGAGUAUGUUUUAGGUCCUAUUAAAACAAAUCUUACUUCAACUAUUUUACCUUUGAUGGAAGCAGAUCUGUUUGUGCUAAACUCGUCAUUGCCGGAGUUUUUUAUUAUUUGUAGCGUGAGUUCUGAAAAUGCUGAAGCCCAGCAGCACAGACCUUCAGGUCCUCCUUUAGAUGUGACUUCUCCUGUGAUUGGAUCUCUUUUCAGACCAGAGGACUAUAACACUGCCAGUGUGGAAGUUAACUGGGCGCACAAUAAUGGGAAUUAUGAUCCUAGUUACUACACCGUCCAGUUAUUUGAGAAUAACACUGAAACUGAAUACAUCACUAUUUCUGCAGAAAGCAAUAGUUUAGUAGCAAUAUUCUCUGUAUCAUUUAAUGCCGUGGUGGAUGUCCAUGCAAGGAUAAUAGUGACGUCCAAAUGUAACGAGACAACCAAGGGAAUUUUAACUCGCACCAUUCGAAUACCAGAGACAACUAUACCAGAGACAGCUAUACCAGAGACAACUAUACCUAUAUCAGAGAUAGCUGUACCAGAGACAGCUAGUAAAAGUAAAAAAACAGCGUACGUGUUCUGGGUAAUUCUUUCAGCUGCAGCAGUUGUCCUAUAGCAAUAGAGUAGGACAGUUAGUGUCAAACUGCUAUUAAAGGUAAUUAUGCUAUAGCUAGUAACAGCAGUAUUCGAGGUGUAUAAAUUAUACUGUAAAGUCACGUUUUUGAGUGAAUUAUAAUACUUUUAUAUCUGCCUG